AUGGCCUUCCAUGUUCUUACCCCCAAUAUAUCCGUUGUGGAUCUGACAUGCCGCCUGGAGAAACCUGCCAAAUAUGAUGAUCUGAAGAAGGUGGUGAAGCAGGACUCUGAGGGCCCACUAAAGGGCAUCCUGGGCUAUACUAGGGAACAGGUUGUCUCCUGCAACUUCAACAGCGACUCCCACUCUUCCACCUUUGAUCCUGGUACUGGCAUUGCUCUCCAUGACAACUUUGUAAAGCUCAUUUCCUGGUAUGACAAUGAAUACCGCUACAGCAACAGGAUGGUGGACCUCAUGGCCUACAUGGCCUCCAAGGAGUAA
Molecule: messenger RNA, 318 nt
Organism: Rattus norvegicus (Norway rat)
Lineage: Eukaryota; Metazoa; Chordata; Mammalia; Rodentia; Muridae
Source: RefSeq, a predicted model, not a curated record